CUCCGUUCCCCUCCUCUCCUCCUCACUCCCUUUAUCUUUCUCUUCUCCUUUUGAUCCUCCUCUCGCCCUAAAAAUGGUGGUUUUUGCCGUCGCGCGCAAGGAUACUACGCCUUUUGAUGGCCAGAAGCCUGGCACCUCGGGGCUCCGGAAGAAGGUGACUGUGUUCGCACAACCUAAUUAUCUGCAUAACUUUGUCCAAUCCACAUUUGACGCCCUUACAGCUGACAAGGUGAAAGGUGCUACAAUUGUUGUCUCCGGGGAUGGCCGGUACUUCUCUAAGGAUGCUAUUCAGAUCAUUAUAAAAAUGGCUGCUGCAAAUGGAGUAAGACGUGUUUGGGUUGGACAAAAUGGUUUAUUGUCAACACCUGCAGUAUCAGCUGUUAUCCGUGAAAGAGUUAGUGCAGAUGGAGCUAAGGCAUCAGGUGCUUUUAUACUGACAGCCAGUCACAACCCAGGUGGUCCACACGAGGAUUUUGGAAUCAAAUACAACAUGGAAAAUGGUGGACCUGCUCCUGAGGGGAUUACUGAUAGAAUAUAUGAGAAUACCAAAACAAUUAAGGAGUAUUUGAUUGCUGAUCCCCCAGAUGUAGAUACUUCUACUAUAGGUGUAACAAGCUUUACUGGACCUGAAGGACAGUUUGAUGUCGAUGUUUUUGAUUCAACAACUGACUAUGUGAAACUAAUGAAGUCAAUUUUUGAUUUUGAGUCCAUUCAGAGGCUGCUCACAUCGCCAAAAUUUUCAUUUUGUUAUGAUGCUCUUCAUGGAGUUGCUGGGAUUUAUGCAACGCGGAUCUUCGUUGAAGAGCUUGGUGCUGAUGAAAGUUCAUUAAUAAAUUGUAUUCCUAAGGAAGAUUUUGGAGGUGGACAUCCGGAUCCAAACUUGACGUAUGCAAAGGAAUUGGUUGCACGCAUGGGUUUGGGCAAAUCAAGCCCUCAAGACGAACCACCAGAGUUUGGUGCUGCUGCUGAUGGUGAUGCAGAUCGCAACAUGAUCCUUGGCAAAAGGUUUUUUGUCACUCCAUCUGACUCUGUUGCCAUAAUUGCGGCCAAUGCAGUGCAGUCAAUUCCUUAUUUCUCAUCUGGUCUGAAGGGUGUUGCCAGGAGCAUGCCAACCUCUGCUGCACUUGACGUUGUGGCAAAGAAUUUGAAUUUGAAGUUUUUUGAGGUUCCAACUGGAUGGAAAUUUUUUGGGAACUUGAUGGAUGCUGGGGUUUGUUCAAUCUGUGGUGAAGAAAGCUUUGGAACUGGCUCUAAUCAUAUUCGAGAGAAGGAUGGAAUAUGGGCAGUUCUAGCUUGGCUUUCUAUCCUUGCUUAUAAAAACAAAGAUAACCUUAAUGGUGGAAAGAUGAUUACAGUUGAGGACAUAGUUUUGCAGCAUUGGUCAACUUAUGGCCGCCAUUAUUAUACCCGAUAUGACUAUGAGAAUGUGGAUGCAGGUGCUGCUAAAGAACUCAUGGCACAUUUGGUCAACUUGCAAUCAUCUCUUGCUGAUGUGAACAAGAUAAUACAGGGUAUAAGAUCUGAUGUUUCAAAGGUUGCUGAAGCAGAUGAAUUUGAGUACAAGGAUCCUGUUGAUGGUUCAAUCUCAAAGCACCAGGGCAUCAGAUAUCUCUUUGAGGAUGGAUCUCGACUGGUUUUCCGCCUCUCUGGAACUGGCUCAGUAGGUGCAACCAUCCGAGUCUACAUCGAGCAGUAUGAGAAAGACCCUGCAAAGACUGGAAGAGAUUCACAAGAUGCCCUUGCUGCCCUUGUGGAAGUGGCUCUAAAGCUUUCCAAGAUGCAAGAAUUCACAGGCCGCUCGGCACCAACAGUCAUUACCUAAAUUCAAUAUCCAAGUCUGGGUUAUCUUUUCUCAUUCUGAAAGUAUUUUAUAUAAUUACUGUGUUUCCGGUGAGCUAUGCAGGGUUGAUGUUGAGUAUAAUAACUGCAUCGGAUGAGAGUUUUUCGUGUCUUUUGUUGAAGAUUGAAAUAACGUGGCGUUGUGAACUUCGUUUUGAUAUUAACUUCCUUUAUCUCAUUUCAAAAUAAAUAGUGUGGUUGAGUUUGUAUUGUCUUA
Dioscorea cayenensis subsp. rotundata (Guinea yam) is the source of this 2056-nucleotide messenger RNA. Its product is annotated as phosphoglucomutase, cytoplasmic. The coding region runs from base 74 to 1822 and encodes 582 amino acids. The transcript has 18 exons. NCBI's taxonomy places the organism in Eukaryota, Viridiplantae, Streptophyta, Magnoliopsida, Dioscoreales, Dioscoreaceae. Gene Ontology annotation, biological process: carbohydrate metabolic process. Gene Ontology annotation, molecular function: magnesium ion binding; phosphoglucomutase activity. Gene Ontology annotation, cellular component: cytosol. The record is from RefSeq and is a predicted model, not a curated record.